AUGGGCGGCACGAGCCACUUUGUCGUGGAGAAGCGGGACCAUCCCGGGUCCUCGGAGCAGGCCAUCGAGAACGAGCCCGACUGGGGUGCGGGGCACAACCACCGCGUCGGGUUCAAGAACGUCGAUGGCCGCGUCCCGGGUUACAGCGGCGAGCCGGGCGGGCCCAAGUACUGGGAGAAGGCGAUGAAGAAGUACGAGGCCCUGCUCGACAGGAAGCGAAAGGGCGAGCUGAUCAACUUCCGCGAUGUCAUUGACGGCGAGGACGACCUUCGUCUCAUCCACCCCCAGGACCGGGCAGUCGGUGUGCGCUUUGCCCUCGACUGCACCGAGGACUGGGUCAAGUAUGGGCAAAAGUGGCCAAUCAACGAGGCGAAGAAGAAAAAGGUAGAGGAGAAGAAGAAGAAAAGUGAAGAGGGGCAGGACUCACAACAGAAUGGCGCCAGCCAGCCUGCAAAACCUGCGCAUGACGACAAGACGAGCCACGGCGAUCUCAAGGAUGAGCGGAAAAACGACGUUGGCGAGGGCGAGACGCUUGAGGAUAAGACCAACGACGGCAACCAAGAGUCGCCGCAGAAGCACCACCGCUGCGACGUUUUCAUUGACGAGGCCGAUCAGUUUACGCCCGACAACUGGUUCCCCCCCAGUGCUGAGCUCAUCCGACUGGACGGGGAAGCCCCCCCUUCAACGCCGGGGGGCCCCUCCCCAAGCCUGCUGGGCGCCGGUUUCAUCACGCCCCAAGAGCCUGCCUAUGUGCGAAACCCCGGCCCCCUGCCGCGCAUCAACAUUCCCGUCUUCAUGGCCUGCGACGGCACCGCCGCAAGGAAGUUGAACAUGAUGCGCAGAACACAGGGCUUCAACUGGGGCGCCGGCGGCGGCGGAUGCGCCUACUGGAAGGGCGCCCUCCUGCGCGACGUGCUGCUCGCGGCCGGCGUGCCAGACGAUCUCGGCAACGACGGCCCGCGGCGCUGGGUCAAUUUUGAGGGCUCGGAGGACCUCAGCGCCGGCAAGUACGCGACCUGCAUCCCGUUGGCGUACGCUAUGGAUCCGCGCAACGACGUCAUGCUGGCCUACGAGAUGAACGACCUCCCGCUGCCGCCGGAUCACGGCUACCCUGUGCGGGUCAUCAUUCCGGGCCACGUCGGCGGGCGGUGCGUCAAGUGGCUCAAGCGGGUCUGGAUCUCCGAGAAGGAGAACGACUCGUACUACCACAUCUGGGACAACCGCGUGCUGCCGUCCUUUGUCACGGACAACGAGAGCCCCUUUGCCGAGACCAUGUUCCGCCAUCCCGGCACGGCCUGCAUGGAGCAAAACCUCAACUCGGUCAUCGUGCACCCUCAGCAGGGCGAGAAGAUUCUGCUCAAGGACGCCGGCAAAGGAAAAGGGACCGAGUAUCGAAUCCAGGGGUUCGCCUACGACGGCGGCGGCCACGAGGUGCAGCGCGUCGAAGUCUCGCUCGACGACGGCGCAACCUGGCUCUACUGCAUCCGCAAGUUCCCUGACCUGCCGAUCCGCCACGGCAAGAAGUUCUGGACAUGGUGCCACUGGCACGUCGACGUGCCGCUGCAUCGCAUGGUGCAGGCGCGGAGCAUCAUCGUCAAGUGCUGGAACGUCUUUAAGAACUCGCAGCCACGGGACCCGGCUUGGAACCUCAAGGGCAUGAUGAACAAUUGCUGGUACACCGUCAAGUCGGAGAUUGCGCAGGACGACGAGACGGACGGCGCGUACGUGCUCUUCCGACACCCGACCGAGCCGGCCAACGGUGAUGGAGGAUGGAUGCAGCCGAGUGUCGUCAACCAGAUCGAGCUGGCGAAGCGCGAGGCCGGGACGCCGCAGAAGCAGUUCACACGCGAGGAGAUUGAGAAGCACGAUUCCGAGGACGACUGCUGGAUCGUCGUCGACGGCAAGGUGUACGACGCAACGUCGGUCAUGUCCUGGCACCCGGGUGGCAAGGCGCCGAUCAUGGUGCAUGCUGGCCGGGUACAUGCAGAGACGACGGAGGAAUUUGGCAGCAUCCAUGACGGCUUUGCCUAUGAGAAGCUGAAAGGUACCGUCACCGACAAGGCGGCCAACUUCAUCAAGGAGAACGCCAAAAAGCAGGCUGCCGAGAAGGCCAAGUCCAAAGACGACAACAAGGCGACGCUGCAGAAACACCGCUGGGUGCCGACCAAGCUCAUCGCCCGCAAGGCCAUCUCCGAGGACACGCGCGCCUACACGUUCCAGCUGCCCGACCACAAGGCGAUUCUCGGCCUCGGUACAUGCCAGCACAUCCUCAUCGGCUUCCACCUCAAGGACAAGAUGCUCGUUCGGUCGUACACGCCGACACGGCCGAUCCUGCCUGCGCUAAAUAACAUGCCAGACCGGCUCCCCAGCCCGGCACAGAAUGGCGUCCCCAACGGUAAGGGGGCCGAAGAGCGCAGCAAGGCCAUCAACGAGCAGCAUCACGAUCUUCGCGACGGCGACGGCACGUUUGAGUUGGUGGUCAAGACGUACUUCCCGACGGACCAGCAGCCCGGUGGCGCCAUGUCGAACAUCCUCGACUGCAUGCCACUUGGCGAGGAGGUUGAGAUUCGCGGACCGACGGGCGAGAUUGUCUACCUUGGCAAUGGCACGUUCCUCAUCGACGGCGAGGAGCGCAAGUAUCGACGUGUGUCUCUUGUUCUCGGCGGAUCGGGUGUGACACCUGGGUUCUCCCUCCUCUCGCGCGUCAUUAUGUCUGGCGAUGACGAGACGGAGAUCCGGGUCGUGGACGCCAACAACACCGAGGCUGACAUUCUGCUGAGGGAGGAGAUGGAGGAACUCGUCAAGAAGAGCAAGGGACAGUUGAAGGUCGUGCACGUGCUCAGCCGACCUAGCGACGCAUGGAAGGGGUUGACGGGAUACGUGACGGGGGAGAUUCUCAAGGACAACUUGUUUGCGCCGGGUGAGGGGGCGGCGACGUUUGUGUGCGGGCCGCCAGUGAUGAUGCAGAAGGCAGUGCUGCCGGCGAUGAAGGAAUGGGGGUAUGAAGAGGACAAGGAUUUGUUUGGCUUCUAG
Verticillium alfalfae VaMs.102 is the source of this 3033-nucleotide messenger RNA. RefSeq names its product nitrate reductase. The record is from RefSeq and is a predicted model, not a curated record. NCBI's taxonomy places the organism in Eukaryota, Fungi, Ascomycota, Sordariomycetes, Glomerellales, Plectosphaerellaceae. Bases 1 to 3033 code for a protein of 1010 amino acids. The transcript is spliced from 4 exons. Gene Ontology annotation, molecular function: oxidoreductase activity; molybdenum ion binding.